GCGGACCCUCUACAAGCCCCAUUGCGUUUCCCUUCGGUACUCCCCCCGUAGCAGCUGCUGGAAGUAACACCCAGCAGCAGCAGCAGCAGCAGCAGCAGCAGCAGCAGCAGCAGCAGCCUGGGUUGGCUGCUCCGCUGGCCCCUCCCCCCUUCCCUUCUUUCUUGCGCUGA
This is a messenger RNA of Eimeria acervulina, 170 nucleotides long. RefSeq lists its product as hypothetical. The annotation marks the transcript as partial. The record is from RefSeq and is a predicted model, not a curated record. Lineage: Eukaryota; Apicomplexa; Conoidasida; Eucoccidiorida; Eimeriidae. The transcript has a single exon.